AUGUGGCUGCAGAGAGCCCGGCGCAGCAUUGAGGGGUCCCCGGACUGGGGCCGCUUCACAGAGAGCCUGUUUGAAGCCGUGCAGCAGCAAUUGUGGGAGAGCCACGUCCACACCUUCCCGGACCUCUCGGAGACUGAGAAGGGGUUUGUCUUGCAGAAAGCUGUCAGAGCCAUCCAGGGAGGUGACUCUUACAAGAACCUGAUCUUGCACAUUAGUCGUUGCUUGGAGGAAGAGGUUUACCGUCAGAUCGCACAGGAGAUCCAGGAUGGAGACCACCGGGUGAAAAAUAAGUCAGCCAUGCUGCUGAGUCACCUCAAAGACGGGGUGAUGAUCUUACUGGAGGAGCGGCCACAACUGAAGGGACAGCUCCGUGCUCUGUUUAACCAGCCCUUGCCUGCUGAUUUGCGGCAGCUUGCCUGGAGGCUGCACCUCUCUCAUACAGAAGCAAGAUUGAGCUAUCUUUCCCAACUGGCAAGGAAAAAAACUACGUCUGUGAAAGACAGAGAGAUUUCUCUCAGAUGCCAGGCCUUGCUGGAUUCAGAGCCAACCUUCCAGUCCCUGAAAAAAAGCAAUGUUGCAUUUAGGUGCCUAAGGAAUGCAUUGUCUUAUUACCACAAGCUUCAGGGCAUGGCCACACCUCUGGAAAACCAAGAGUAUUUUCUGCCAGUGCCUCUCCUGCAAGCCAUUCUGGACUCGUCUCCCCCCAGCAUUUCUGUGGACUCGGUUUCUGCCCUCCUGGUGGAAGAAUUUGUAAAGCUCAUGAAGCUGCGGCCUCAUCUUCUUAGGCUCUCUCCUGUGCAGGAUCCUGCCCAGGCCAGCAUCAUGGCGGAAGUUGCUUCGUGGCUAGAGCGAAUAGACAGCCAUCUGGUGAUCUUCCUUGCUAGUGUCUACACCAGGGCAGAGGAAGACUCCAGCAAAACUCUCCUGAAAGGGCUGAGGUGUAUGCUCCAGCCAGCGAUCGAGACUCUCUUUGCAGGCUAUUUAAGUAUGGGGACUUUGCUGUUUAUCUGGGACCAGAUCAUCCUGGGGCUCGAGCAUCCGUCAUACAGCUGCAUCCCUGCCUUUGCCACCAUCUUAAUUCUGCUCCUCAGAGGCCAGCUGCUCGAGUGUCAAUCCCCGGUGGAAAUAGAAGCAGCACUGAAGAUCUGGGGACCAUCUUUGCCCGUAGAAGCCUUCCAGUACCUGAUAAGGAAAUAUUUCUAUGAAGAACUGCAUAAUCAGUUGCAUGGAGAGUACAAAGACCCCUACCCAAUCCAUGACCCCACCCAAACUUUUCCUCCAUGGAACUACGGGGAAAUCCGAAGCAAAGCAUCUUCCAGGACAAAACCAGAGGACAGGAGACGAAUAAGAGAGGAAAGAGAGAGUUUGCAGAGGCAGCAGAUGGAGAGAACUGUACAGGAAGAGAGACUUCAGAGGUUUAGAGAGGAAGAACAGAAAAGGCAAAAGGAAUUUCGGUGGCUGCAGCUUUUGGAAGAGACCAAGAGAAAAUCUGAAAUGGAGAAGAUCCACUUAGAAGAGCAAUUGCUACAGGAGAGACAAGUGAGCUAUGAAAUGCAAUCAAAGGCCGAGGAACAUAUUAGCCAGCUUCAGGCCGAGAUCAAAAUGCUGGUGGAGCGGAAGAUGCCGUCUUCCAGCGCCUAUUCUGCUGGCAGUCUCGUGGCCCCAGCACCUUCACCAGAGUCACAGACACCAUCACAGGCUGAUUUCUGCUUAUCGGAAACAGUAGUCGCUGAGAGCCACCACGCCACCGCUAGCAGAGGGAUGGAAGUGGCCACAAUCGUCAUGCUUGACUUGCUGACACAGGUGAUGGAGGCUGCCGAUGCAAUAGUUAACAGCUUCAGUGCAGAAGAGCGGGAGCACUUAGACGCAGUCACAGCUAAACAUCUUCACAACUACAACCAGGAUUGCAAAAAUGCAAAGAUGGAGUUGUUCGGCUAUGAAAUUAGCGAAGAAGAAAUCGAGGCUAUUCCAGAACCCAGAAGAAAGGAAGUGAGGAAGAAGCUAGAGGGGGCACUUAGAAGAGGGGCCGAAGCACGUUACAAGGCAGCUCAAGGAAGGAAUUUAUGAGAAUCCAUUUCCUACAGGAUCAGGUAGCUAUUACUGUACCUUUCGCAUAAGCAAGCUUUGCAAAAUUCGUACGCCUGGCCACUGAUCGGUCACUGAACCAAAUGGGCUAGAGCUUUCACUGAACUAGGAUGAACGUCACCAGCACGAUAAUCUGAGAAAUACUAUGAAUCUUCACUUUUGGUAAUCAAAACAUCUGAUGUUCUCUCCAAAACGUAGAGAAUCUCUACUUUUACUAGAAACCUCCUCUCGCACUCCUCCAGGUUUCAGAUUCUGUACAAGACAUACUCAACUUAUAUAUGCAGCCAUACAGGCCCUGCCAAAAAGCAUCUUUUGAAGCAACGGACACCUGGCAUCAUCAGCCGUCAAAACAAGUCACUUGUGAGAAACAGCUAUUGGUUAAAAGAUGUGUAAUUGUUUCACUCCAGGCCCAGACAGACAACUAGGGCAGGCCUCCUCUCAAGCAGCACCCAUGCAGGGAACUCCAUCCCUGAGCUACCUGCUACUCACCUUGUAUUAACAAGCCUAAAGCGUGUAAUUUAGUUUUUUAACUGUAUCAUGAAAUAAAGCAACUUUCAGUGGACGUCAGCUUUAAAGAUGUCUUAACCAUCAUAAAAUAG
Messenger RNA from Varanus komodoensis (Komodo dragon), 2684 nucleotides. RefSeq lists its product as uncharacterized. Bases 1 to 2067 code for a protein of 688 amino acids. Lineage: Eukaryota; Metazoa; Chordata; Lepidosauria; Squamata; Varanidae. The record is from RefSeq and is a predicted model, not a curated record. The transcript has 19 exons.